CAAGGGACCCUGCUGCAGCCCCCCUCAGUCCUGAGAGAGGGAAGUGAAGCAUCCAGGAGGAGCAGAGAGACUACAUAUGAUGGAUUGCGAUCUUUCAGCUCAGCAGGACACAGGGACCAUGCAAGCUGUAAUUGGUCAGGAUCCAAUGAUAGCUGGACAAGUCAGUAAGCCCUUGCUGUCACUGCGGAGUGAAAUGAAUGCAGAGUUGAGAGGUGAGGACAAGGCAGCUACUUCAGACAACGAGCUGAAUGAGCCCUUACUUGCGCCUGUGGAAUCAAAUGACAGCGAGGACACUCCCAGCAAGCUCUUCGGGGCCAGAGGAAACCCAGUGCUGUCUGAUACAAGCACAGCUGAUCAGCAUCAGCCCAGUCAGUCCCACCCAGCAUUCCCUGUUGGGCCCCAGCCAUUACUGACAGCUCAACAGUUAGCCUCAGCGGUAGCGGGGGUGAUGCCAGGAGGCACUCCAGCCCUAAAUCAACCUAUCCUUAUUCCCUUCAACAUGGCUGGACAACUGGGUGGUCAACAAGGACUGGUCCUAACUCUGCCUACAGCUAAUCUCACCAACAUCCAAGGGCUGGUAGCAGCAGCUGCAGCAGGAGGCAUUAUGACUUUGCCAUUGCAAAAUCUACAAGCUACCUCAUCCCUGAAUUCCCAGCUUCAGCAACUUCAGCAUCUUCAACAGCUCCAGCAGCAGCAACAGCAGCAGCAGCAACAAGGGCAACAACAGCAACAAGCUCAGCAGACACAACAAGCUCAACAACCGCAGACGCCACAACAGCAGCAGCAGCCGCCACAACAGCAGAACCAAACGCAGCCCCAGAGCCAGACCCAACAACCGCCAGCCCAGCAGGCCUCAAACUCCCCUCAGAAACCCAACCAGUCACCAGGACAUGGUCUUCCAUCUCCACUCACUUCUCCAAAUCCUCUGCAGCUGGUUAAUAAUCCACUGGCAAGUCAAGCAGCAGCGGCUGCAGCAGCAGCAGCCAUGGGCUCAAUAGCAAGCUCACAGGCCUUUGGCAAUGCACUCUCCAGUCUUCAGGGGGUCACAGGUCAACUAGUCACUAAUGCACAAGGACAGAUUAUUGGAACAAUUCCACUGAUGCCUAAUCCAGUCCCAUCAAAUCAGGCAGCAGGAGGAGCUCAGGGCCUUCAAGUGCAGCCAAUUACCCCACAGUUAUUGACCAAUGCCCAGGGUCAGAUCAUUGCUACAGUCAUUGGAAACCAGAUACUACCAGUGAUCAACACCCAGGGAAUAACACUAUCACCACUCAAACCAGGCCAACAGCUCCAUCAGCCCUCCCAGACGCAAGUGGGACAAGCAGCCUCACAAUCCAACCUUCUGCAUUUGGCUCACAGUCAAGCAUCUAUGUCUCAAAGCCCAGUGCGUCAGGCUUCCUCUUCUUCCUCCUCAUCCUCCUCCUCUUCAGCUUUGAGUGUUGGCCAGUUAGUCAGCAAUCCUCAAACAGCCACUGGUGAGGUGGAUGGGGUGAAUUUGGAGGAAAUCCGAGAAUUUGCCAAAGCUUUUAAAAUCCGGCGCCUGUCUCUUGGUCUGACACAGACUCAAGUUGGCCAAGCUCUAAGUGCCACAGAAGGCCCAGCCUAUAGCCAGUCUGCCAUCUGCAGACACACCAUCCUGAGAAGCCACUUUUUCCUACCACAGGAAGCCCAAGAGAACACUAUAGCUAGCAGUCUGACAGCCAAACUGAACCCUGGCCUUUUGUAUCCUGCCAGGUUUGAAAAGCUGGACAUCACCCCUAAAAGUGCCCAGAAGAUAAAGCCGGUGCUUGAGCGGUGGAUGGCUGAGGCUGAGGCCCGCCAUCGAGCAGGUAUGCAGAACCUGACUGAGUUUAUCGGAAGUGAACCAUCCAAAAAGCGCAAGAGGCGUACCUCAUUCCCACCACAAGCUCUUGAGAUCUUGAAUGCCCACUUUGAGAAGAACACUCAUCCCUCUGGGCAGGAAAUGACAGAGAUUGCAGAGAAACUGAACUAUGACCGGGAAGUAGUUAGAGUUUGGUUCUGCAAUAAGAGGCAAGCACUGAAGAACACAAUUAAACGUUUAAAACAGCAUGAGCCGGCGACAGCAGUCCCUAUGGAGCCCUUAACAGACUCUCUGGAAGAAAACUCCUAAAAAGAAGAAAAUAAA
Messenger RNA from Gopherus evgoodei (Goodes thornscrub tortoise), 2143 nucleotides. RefSeq names its product POU class 6 homeobox 2 (gene POU6F2). Bases 77 to 2128 code for a protein of 683 amino acids. The record is from RefSeq and is a predicted model, not a curated record. Gene Ontology annotation, biological process: regulation of transcription by RNA polymerase II. NCBI's taxonomy places the organism in Eukaryota, Metazoa, Chordata, Testudines, Testudinidae. The transcript has 11 exons. Gene Ontology annotation, molecular function: RNA polymerase II cis-regulatory region sequence-specific DNA binding; DNA-binding transcription factor activity, RNA polymerase II-specific.